Messenger RNA from Corylus avellana, 3158 nucleotides. RefSeq names its product pentatricopeptide (PPR) repeat-containing protein. NCBI's taxonomy places the organism in Eukaryota, Viridiplantae, Streptophyta, Magnoliopsida, Fagales, Betulaceae. Gene Ontology annotation, biological process: RNA modification. Gene Ontology annotation, molecular function: RNA binding; zinc ion binding; protein binding. The record is from RefSeq and is a predicted model, not a curated record.
UCUUUCUUUGUUUUCUAUUGACUUGACUUCGAUUUUUGCAUUCAGUGCACAAAGAAGCCGUAACACUUCUUCCCUCCACCCUAUAGUUUAAAACAAUGGCGGCGUCCUCUAACUACUACUGUGCCUUACUCAAACUCUGCUGCGAAGCCCGGAAGGGAACCCAUGCUAAGAAGCUCCACUGCAACAUAAUCAAAACCUUGAUAGACCCAGAAACCUUUCUAUCAAACAACCUCAUGAACACCUACAGUAAACUAGGCAACAUAGAAUAUGCGCGCCGCGUGUUCGAUCAGAUGCCCCACCCAAACCCCUUCUCCUGGAACACCCUCCUUUCCGCUUAUUCGAAAUGGGGUCAUCUCACGGAAAUGCAAUUAAUCUUUGAUCGAAUGCCAAAUCAAGAUGGGGUUUCGUGGAAUUCGCUUAUUUCUGGGUACGCGUGUUAUGGUUCUCUUUUUCAGUCGGUGAAGGUUUAUAAGCUGAUGUUGAAGGAUGGAGCAGUUAAUUUGAAUCGGAUUACGUUUUCGACUAUGCUUAUACUGUCAUCGAAUCAGGGGUGUGUUAAUUUAGGCAGACAGAUUCAUGGGCAAAUAGUGAAAUUUGGUUUCCAGUCGUAUGUCUUUGUGGUUAGUCCUUUAGUGGUCAUGUACUCGAAAAUGGGGUUAAUUUAUGAUGCAAAGCAGGUUUUCGAUGAGAUGCCUGAAAGGAAUGUGGUUACGUAUAAUACUAUGAUCACGGGCCUUUUGCGAAGUGGGAUGAUUGAAGAUUCAAAGCGGUUAUUUUGGGGUAUGAAGGAAAGAGAUUCGGUUUCAUGGACAACCAUGAUAACAGGACUUACUCAGAAUGGGUUGGGCAGAGAAGCGAUAGAUAUGUUUAGAGAAAUGAGGUUGGAAGGUUUAGAUAUGGAUCAAUUUACUUUUGGUAGUGUGUUGACUGCUUGUGGGGGUCUGCUUGCCCUGGAAGAAGGCAAGCAGAUUCAUGCUUAUAUAAUUAGGACUGAUCAUAAGAAUAAUGUGUUUGUUGGUAGUGCUCUUGUUGACAUGUAUUGCAAAUGUAAAAGCAUAAAAUCUGCCGAAACAGUUUUUGUGAGAAUGACCAGUAAGAAUGUUGUAUCAUGGACUGCAAUGCUAGUGGGUUAUGGUCAAAACGGGUACAGUGAAGAAGCUGUUAGGAUUUUUUGCAAUAUGCAGAAAUAUGGGAUUGAGCCAGAUGAGUUUACACUGGGGAGUGUAAUUAGCUCAUGUGCAAACUUAGCAAGCUUAGAAGAGGGUGCCCAAUUUCAUGCUCAUGCUGUUGUUUCUGGCUUGAUCUCUUUUAUUACAGUUUCCAAUGCGCUUGUUACGCUGUAUGGUAAAUGUGGAAGCAUUGGAGAUUCCUGUCGGAUAUUCAAUGAUAUGGAAAUUAAGGAUGAAGUCUCGUGGACUGCAUUGGUUUCAGGGCAUGCCCAAUUUGGAGAAGCCAAUGAGACGAUUGAUCUGUUUGAAAGAAUGUUGGCUCAAGGUUUGAAGCCUGAUGGAGUUACUUUCAUUGGGGUCCUUUCAGCUUGCAGUAGAGCAGGAUUUGUGGAGAAAGGACAUCACUAUUUUGAAUCAAUGAUAAAAGAACAUGGAAUAACACCGAUUGCAGAUCAUUACACUUGCAUGAUUGACCUUAUUAGCCGAGCUGGAAGAUUGGAAGAAGCAAAAACUUUUAUAGAUAAGAUGCCUGACCAUCCUGAUGCAAUUGGUUGGGCCACCUUGCUUAGCUCCUGUAGAUUCCAUGGUAACAUGGAAAUAGGGAAAUGGGCAGCUGAGAGACUUGUGGAAUUAGAGCCCCAGAACCCAGCGAGCUAUGUCUUGCUCUCAAGCAUGUAUGCUGCAAAAGGGAAAUGGGACAAUGUGGCCCAAUUAAGAAGAGGAAUGAGAGCUAAGGGAGUGAGGAAGGAGCCGGGAUGUAGUUGGAUCAAAUAUAAGAACAGGGUGCACAUAUUUUCAGCAGAUGACCAAUCAAGUCCAUUUUCAGAUGAGAUAUAUUCUGAGCUUGAGAGAUUAAAUUGCAAAAUGAUAGAGGAGGGGUAUGUUCCAGAUAUGAGGUCUGUUCUUCAUGAUGUUGAGGAGUCAGAGAAGAUAAAGAUGCUUAGCCACCAUAGUGAGAAGCUUGCUAUUGCCUUUGGGUUGAUUUUUGUCCCUCCUGGCCUUCCCAUACGAGUGUUUAAAAACCUUAGGGUCUGCGGGGAUUGCCACAAUGCCACAAAAUAUAUUAGUAAGAUAACCCAGAGAGAGAUUCUUGUUAGAGAUGCUGCCCGAUUCCAUUUAUUUAAAGAUGGAACAUGUUCGUGUGGAGAUUUCUGGUGAUGGGAUUCGAUUUUCCAAAUAUGUUUAGUGGUAGAGAACAACGGCUAUAAUACUUCGAUUCCACAGAUGCAUUGAGAUGUCACUGGGUUGAUCGAAUCAACAAUAUUGUAAAGAACAUCUCCGUGAUUUAGAAAACAAGUAGAGGUUACCUAUGGUGCAACCAACGGUCAUGAUUUUGAAUUUCUUAAGGGCCCAACUUUUUUUCACAAGGAGAGAUCGAUGUUGGGUGGAUCCGAGUUCCUUAGCCUAUGCCUUCUGUGAUUUGAAAAGGCCCAAAGAGCCGAAGUCCCGAUUGCUGAGGUUUUUGGAAGAAAAGGGAGCAAUUAUGGAAAGUUCGAGCAUAAAGGACAAAGUUGGGAAAAAGCUAGAAGUCUUGGAUCAAAAGGGAGCGCACUGUACCUAGGCUCGAGCGCACCAGAGCCCUAGCUAAGGAGCAAGCACAUGCAUGCGCUCUUGCACACAAGAAGAAGCAUCAAUCGCAACUGCGAUCGAGCACAACAGAAGAACGAUCGAGCGUAGCAGAAGAAUGAUCGAGCACAGCAGAAGAACGAUCAGGCUAAGAUUGAGUGCACUCGGGCGUUGGAGAAAAUUCAGAUGCAGCAAGACUCCUUUUCCUUCCCAAACUUGGUUUCCCAAGUCCUAGUUGAACUAGGACUUUAAACCUAUGAGUUUACUAGGGUUCCUAGGACUUAUAGGGUUUUUGUAAGCCUAUAAAUAGACCUUUAGGCGUCUAGGAAAAAACACACAAUCUUGAGAGGAGAAUUUGGAGGCUACUUCUAGGAGUUGUUUUUGGUUCUUUCUUCUCCCUUUAUUUUAAUUAUGUGUAACUAA